CUGCGUUUAGCUGGUUCUUUGGCUCUAGCGAGACACCAUAGUUCCAAGCACUGUAUGUUUUCCUUUUUAAUUAGCUGCUAGCUUGUUAAGUGAUUCCAAGUAGCUUCAUAAUCUUUGACUGGACUUAUUUUUAGCUAGCGAUUAAAGAGUCGUUGGAGGGUAUUCACUCUAUUCCUGCACAUAGAAAGGGUGUAAAUCCACAGACCAGACCAGGGGCUGUCUAGCUAGGUCAGGAUUAGCCGCUCCUCGAGACUGCUGGCUGAUCAGUUCUUGAAAGGGAUCUCUUCUACUACAGACGUUGGGCGGCAUUAGCAAGUUAGCUCGCUAACUAGAAAACGCACUGCACAGAACCUAUAGUUUUUCACAACAUGUCAUAUCGGAGGACAAUUAAAAUAGUGUGUGGGUUCGCUGGCGGAUCAGCGGUGCUGGUUGUUGCGGCUGCUGCAGCUGAAUACCAGGGCUGUUUCGGCCACACGCGAGCCGCUCGGUGGAGCCUGUUCAAUGUUUUGCAAGCUGCACAGCCAGCGGGGAACCGCACUGUUGAAUCUACCGGAAAUGCCUGGGACUUCAACUGGGAUAAGCGGGACCCGUCCGCACUGUUGACAAAUGGGAAGAAGAAGGAGGUCGUCAGUGAAGACCCCAGCUCAGAGCAGGACAAUGGGAAACCCAAAGCCACACGCAACAUCCUCCUCAUCAGACACUCCCAGUACAACUUGGGUGGCAAUGGAGACCAUGAGAGAAUCCUCACCCCUUUAGGUCGGGAGCAGGCUGAGUUUACUGGCCAGCGGUUGGCUGCCCUUGGGUUAAAGUAUGACAUCAUGGUCCACUCCACUAUGGCCAGGGCCACCGAGACUGCCAACAUCAUCAGCAAAUACCUCCCAGGGGUGGAGCUGGUGAGCUGUGAUUUGCUAAGAGAAGGAGCACCCAUUCAACCUGUGCCUCCUGUCACCCACUGGAAGCCUGACGCUGUGCAGUACCACGAGGACGGGGCCCGGAUCGAGGCUGCCUUCCGCCGCUACAUCCACCGCGCUGACCCCAAGCAGGAGGAGGACAGCUACGAGAUCAUCGUCUGUCAUGCCAAUGUCAUCCGCUAUUUUGUGUGCAGGGCCCUGCAGUUUCCUCCAGAGGGCUGGCUGAGGAUUGGGCUGAACAACGGCAGCAUCACCUGGCUCACCGUGCGCCCCAGCGGCAGGGUGGCACUGAGGACACUGGGAGACUCCGGGUUCAUGCCCCCGGACAAACUCACACGGACCUGACCACGUUCCACCUACAGUAUUCACUCGUUCUCUUUCUGAGAGGUUCAGAUGUCUGUCGCAGGGUGAACUGAAUGGCUCUUGAUUUCUGCUUAAGUGUCUUGAAAGUUAUUUUUGGUGUUAAUUUUGUAACUUCAAUGUGCAAUGAGAUAUUCUGUGGUGUUUUGUUGUGAUCAACUCCCCUGCCAUCGUUUGCCAACUAGGGGAAAGUGGGGUUAGUUGAGCCACCUCUUGUUUCUAGGAAACCAUGCACAAAACUAAUAAUGUGACCAAAUAUUUAGGAAGAGGCAAUCAUUUCAUGGAGUCUGGGAAGGAAGAAACCAUAUGGUAAGCAAGUUAGGGCCCAAAAACUGAUUUUCACAAAGUUAAAUGAAUUUGUUAUAAGUUCCAUGAUAAUUUAGCAGGUGCUUAUAUUUGUCCUAUUUCAUACAUCUACAAAUGUAUAUUAAUACACGUGAUUUGGAAAUGUGUCUUUUUUUUGUACAUUACACCUCCCCCUGAGACACACUCAAAGAGUGGGGUCACAGCCAGGGUCUGCCAUGAUCAACGAGGACCGUGGAGCAAUUAGGGUUAAGUGCCUUGCUCAAGGGAACAUCAAUAGAUUUUUUUUUUUACGUUGUCGACUCUGGUAUUUGAUUUCAGUCACUGGCCCAACGCUCUAACUGCUAGGCCAAUCUGAUGCUUGUAUCUAAACCUAUAUGUAGAUAGUUUUACGAUUGUUUUGUACAGCAGUUGGGGUCUUUACAAGCUACAAUAUGAGGUCCUAAACUUAGCAUGAAAGUGCAUCCUUGUAACUGUUUGGGCUAAUAUAGUCAAAAUGUUUGCCUUGAGGUAACUUGAGCCAAUACCACCAUGACAAAUUAUGAUUGCAUUUUGUCCAUUUUAUACAUAAUAUGCAUAGUAUUUUUGCAAUGUGUCAUGCAUAUGAACUCAAGAUAGUGAAUUUGUAUUGAUAAGGAGCAGACAUUAUCAUGCCUGUGUAUUGAAUUGUAAAACAAGAAGGGAUCAAGCCACCCCUUGAGGUUCUUAACAGAGCAGUCAAGGAAGUGAGAGAAGGAGCAGCAGCAAGGAAUGAAAACAUACACUGAAGAGGUACAGUAACAAACAUGUACCUGUGUGAAAGCGAGUCUGUGGCAGAGUAGCAGAGGAACACAAGGUCUCAUCUGAUGACUUGGAGUCUGAGCUGUAUAAAGAGAGGAUGUGACAGAGUAGCAGAGGAACACAGGGUCUCAUCUGAUGACUUGGAGUCUGAGCUGUAUAAAGAGAGGAUGUGGCAGAGUAGCAGAGGAACACAAGGUCUCAUCUGAUGACUUGGAGUCUGAGCUGUAUAAAGAGAGGAUGUGACAGAGUAGCAGAGGAACACAAGGUCUCAUCUGAUGACUUGGAGUCUGAGCUGUAUAAAGAGAGGAUGUGACAGAGUAGCAGAGGAACACAAGGUCUCAUCUGAUGACUUGGAGUCUGAGCUGUAUAAAGAGAGGAUGUGACAGAGUAGCAGAGGAACACAAGGUCUCAUCUGAUGACUUGGAGUCUGAGCUGUAUAAAGAGAGGAUGUGACAGAGUAGCAGAGGAACACAAGGUCUCAUCUGAUGACUUGGAGUCUGAGCUGUAUAAAGAGAGGAUGUGACAGAGUAGCAGAGGAACACAAGGUCUCAUCUGAUGACAUGGAGUCUGAGCUGUAUAAAGAGAGGAUGUGACAGAGUAGCAGAGGAACACAAGGUCUCAUCUGAUGACUUGGGAGUCUGAGGAUGAUAAACAAAUCAAGAAUCUCACGGGCCAGUUUCAUGGGCUUAGUAGCCUCAAAUACAGAGAACUUGCCAAUGAAUUGGCAGAUUGAAACAUCCCUGUCCCAGAUAACUGGUCAAGAGAUGGAAGGGUAAGUGAUAUUGAACAGCAAGAUCUUUAUCUGAAAGUAGGCAUACAUUUAAGACAUUCAAUAUACCACAACCCUCCUUCCAUUAAUUCAACUUUUACCUACCAGCACCACCACCCACUUACCCCAAGGCGGCUCAAUUUACCCCAUACCUGGGUUAGGUUGUGCCAAGAGUCCACUUUUUCUGGACAAGCUGUGUUUUCAAAAAUGUUAUGUUUAUUUCCAGGAAUACACAACAUCAUGAAAUAUAUGUAGACAUCAUUGUUAGAAAGAAUACUAUAUUUCCCUUGACAUAGUGAUGCUGAAUGUAAAAGUUGCUCAACAUACACCACUCUCCCCUACAGAGUGAAAGGGGAGUAUACAGAGUAUGUGGUGCCCUUUCUGUCUUGAUUGUGUAUAGUAUACAGAGUAUGUGGUGCCCUUUCUGUCUUGAUUGUGUAUUAAACUGAAGGGGAUUUUGUAUUGA
This is a messenger RNA of Oncorhynchus keta (chum salmon), 3589 nucleotides long. Its product is annotated as serine/threonine-protein phosphatase PGAM5, mitochondrial-like. The record is from RefSeq and is a predicted model, not a curated record. Gene Ontology annotation, biological process: positive regulation of mitochondrial fission. Gene Ontology annotation, cellular component: mitochondrion. The transcript has 6 exons. The coding region runs from base 369 to 1256 and encodes 295 amino acids. NCBI's taxonomy places the organism in Eukaryota, Metazoa, Chordata, Actinopteri, Salmoniformes, Salmonidae.